Messenger RNA from Stegastes partitus (bicolor damselfish), 1734 nucleotides. Its product is annotated as chemokine-like receptor 1. The record is from RefSeq and is a predicted model, not a curated record. The coding region runs from base 62 to 1147 and encodes 361 amino acids. Gene Ontology annotation, biological process: phospholipase C-activating G protein-coupled receptor signaling pathway; complement receptor mediated signaling pathway; inflammatory response. Gene Ontology annotation, cellular component: plasma membrane. NCBI's taxonomy places the organism in Eukaryota, Metazoa, Chordata, Actinopteri, Pomacentridae. The transcript is spliced from 2 exons. Gene Ontology annotation, molecular function: complement receptor activity; G protein-coupled receptor activity.
CAAGUACAAGCAGGCACAGAUCAGCUCAGAAUGAAAACAGACUCUUGCAGCUACAAGGAAGAUGCGGACCGAUAACAAGACUCUCACUGCAAGUCCAACAUCUGGACUGGACGCCGCAAUUACACACAUGAAGACAGCCUCUCUGGUCCUGUACUGCUUGAUUUUCAUUGUGGGGACUGUGGGCAACGGUCUGGUCAUCUACGUGACGGGCGUCAGGAUGAAGAGAACAGUCAACUCAGUUUGGUUUCUCAACUUGGCCGUGGCUGACUUCCUCUUCACGACCUUCCUGAUUUUCUUGAUUAUUUCUCACUCUCGGGGGAACCAGUGGGAUUUUGGUCUUGAAAUGUGCAAACUAAACAACUUUGUGACUGUAAUCAACAUGUUUGCCAGUGUCUUUCUCCUGACCACCAUAAGUCUGGACCGGUGCUUGUCCGUCACGGUGGCGGUGUGGGCACACAACAGGCGCACCGUCUUCAAAGCUCAGCUCAUCUGUGUUGUGAUCUGGGUGACUGCUGGGAUCUGCAGCAUCCCUUAUGCCACUUUUCGCUCCCUUUCUCAGAAUAACGUGACAACAAAGUGCGUUUAUCCUUCAAACGUGACACAGAAACAGAAAUGGAUCCUCUACACUUUUCGCUGCGUUGUGGGCUUCGUCAUCCCUUUCCUGGUGAUACUCAUCUCUCACGUGGCCAUAGGUGUUCGUGCAAGCCGAAUACAGAGGAUUAAGAAAUCGAAGUCUCGAAGGAUCAUUUUCUCUGUCAUUUUUGCCUUCUUCAUCUGCUGGUUGCCAGUCCAUAUUUUGAGUUUUAUAGAAUUAAAGGCCAGAUAUAACAGGGAUCUGAGGAGCAUACUUAAGAUUGGAGGUCCUGUGUCUAUGGGUCUGGCUGCUUUGAACAGCUGCCUGAACCCCAUUCUCUACGUUUUCAUGUGCGAUGAAUUCCUGAAGAAGCUCAAGCAGUCCAUAUGUCUAGUCCUGGAGAGCGCCCUUGCAGAGGACCACUUGUCUUUUGUGUCUUCUCGCUCCUUGUCGUCACACUUUUCCCGGAUUUCCCGGAAAUCAGACUCAAGUGCACCUAUGGAGAGAAAAGGCACAGAAGCUUCCCUAACCUUCACAGAAUGCAAAAUCGAGGAGACUAUGAGCACCGAAUGAAAACCUCAACAACCAAAAGGCAGUGUGCAUAAAAAUAAACCCACAUUUAAAAAAAAAAAAAAAAAACUUUUAACAUGUGUUAUUAUAAUAUUAUUUCAAAUGAAAAACUUACCAACAUGUUUUCAUUAACGGCUGAUAAGAGCUGAUUCCUGAGCUCCUGUACAACUUUCAUCUAUUUUUUACUUAUGUAAGCAGCUUUUUAUUACACACAGAAGUUACACAACAAAUUAGUCAGUAACUGAACAUGCCUGUGUGUGUGUGUGUGUGUGUGUGUGUGUGUGUAUGUGUGUGUUGCAGCUUUAAGUUGUAAAUAUGAAGUGCUUGAUGAAACAAUUAAUGUGUAAAUUGAAAGAAAAAUGUUUUAUACUUUUAUGCUGUGGCUGCAACGACACCAAAAUUGCUUAAAAGGACUUUUUUAUACACAUUUAUGUUGAUGUUUGUGAAUUUUUUUGAUGCUCCGGCUUUUUUUAUCCAUACUUAAUAUUAUAGGCUUUUCCACAGCAGCAUCAAUUAACUGUAACACCAGCUUGAACUUCACAAGAGAACUGUGCUUUUCUAAACUGAAUAAAAAUGUAUUGUUGAUGAAC